Molecule: messenger RNA, 1284 nt
Organism: Notodromas monacha
Lineage: Eukaryota; Metazoa; Arthropoda; Ostracoda; Podocopida; Cyprididae
Source: the annotation of a GenBank genome assembly
AUGAAAAUACUGAUAGUCUCGGUGCUGGCCAGCUUCUUCUUCUGCGAAGCUUCGAACUCCUUCAACCGAGUCAUCGAGUUAACCGAUCGUUUUCUUGAGGUCAAAGGAGACAGCCAAUGGCUCGUCAUGUUCUACGCUCCUUGGUGCGGUCACUGCCGGAAAAUGGAGCCGGUCUUCAUGCAAACCGCGCAAUCUCUUGCAAACACACCGGUUAGAGUCGGAAAAUUAGAUUGUACAAGAUUCACAUCGGUGGCAAGUGAAUUGGGAAUCAAGGGCUUUCCUACGGUACUUUUCCUGAAAGGGGACGAAGUGUUCACGUUCUCACGUGAUCGCACCAGAGAAGAACUAGUUGACUUUGCUCGUCGUCUCUCAGGUCCGCCUGUGAAGUUCAUCGAUUCAUGUACUGAUAUGCAAGUUGCUUUGCAAGACGAGAAACUGUUUUUUGUUUAUGUGGGAGAACGCAAAGGAGAUCUUUGGCUAGCUUUUGAAACUUCGGCAAAGCAUUUGCAAGAUCAUCUGAUGUUUUUUGCCAUUGAGAUGGAUUGUUUGAAAUGGCACUUGAAGGAGGCGAAGUCUCCUGCUGUAGCAGUCUUCAAAGAAGGUGGAAACAUCGUAAUGCCUCCUAUAGGUCUAGAUGGUGGCGUAAAUGAAACAGUCCAACAAUGGAUACUUGCGGAGCAGUUUGAAGAUUUUGUUCGAAUAACCUAUGGAAAUUUGCCAUUGCUACUGAAAACCGGGAAAAUACUCGUCCUUGUUGUCGUAGACGAAGACAAAGUAGGCACUUUGACUCACGAAAUGGAUACUUUCAAACGAGAUCUGGAAGCGGUCAUGCGGAAGAACCAGGAAGAAUUCCGAGAAAAAGUUCAGUUUGGGUGGUUAGCGUCUCCUGAAAUUGGAAAUUCCAUCGCAAUAACCACGCUUCCACUGCCUUGUAUUUUGGCCGUGAACUCGUCGUCGUACCAAUACUUUCUUCCCGAGAAAGAGUCAUCGAUUCUGGAUCAAGAAGAAAUUGUGGAAUUUGUACGAGCUAUCCUGGAUUUCUCGUUGGUACCGCAAGGAGGGAGAAGCUACUCGACGCAUUUUCAACGUACCGUAUUUGAAGCCAGUGUCUCUCUUGGUCAGAUGUGGCGUGGGAAUCCGGUUCUCACGUCUGUAUUGUUUGGACUUCCACUCGGAUUUUUAUCUUUGAUUUGUUAUUCAAUCUUUUGUGGAGAUAUUAUGGAAGCUAGGGACGAUGACGAGGACCAAUUAAUUGAUGACGAGUUUCACGAAAAAAAGGAAUGA